AUACUUUUAAAUGAACGUAAUCUAUUAUAGACUUUUUUGUCUGCUUCAUGCGCCCGUCUUGGAUCCUUGACAGUUAAUGCCAUGAAGAGACACUUUCUAUUGUACAGUGCUGUCCUUGCAACUGCUUUAUCCCUUGGGUAUGCGGCGCGACAGAAACCCAGAGGGCACCUGCAGUAUUUUGGAUCGCACCAACCAGCCGAGGGGGAGGUUGAAACACUCGACAAGUUUCCGACUUCUGAGGACUUCUACGUAAUAUAUGUGGCUCCAAGAAUUCCAGUCAAAUUCCGCCAAGUUCUCACUCCCCAAAAUAUGCCAGCGUAUGGUCUUUGGACAGACGCAUAUUUAAACACUACUUUUGCCCGAGAAAUUAUGUACGCCGAAUAUGGGAAGAAAGAGGAUAUGGACAACUCGUACCGUUAUUACAGAAUGGAGGACUUUAUAUACGACUACAAUUUCAAAGAUAUCUACAUGUUUCAAGAUGUUCCAAAAAGCAUGCAAGGAAACGUUAGCAUUCCGUUUUGUUUGCGGUGUACGUUUGAGCGCGUGCUCCAGCGCGUGAUUCUGUGGAUGAGCAGCGGUGGCAUUCAGACUGUUCUCCACAAGGACGUCUUUGACAGCUUCUAUUGUUUACUGGAUGGGACCAAGGACUUUUAUCUAGUUGACAGUAGCCAGUCUGGAUUGGUGGAGAAGCGACAUUGGAACAAGGCCGGGGCGUACAGUGAAGUGGAUGUGGAGCAGGUGGACAUGUUCCGGUUCCCAGAGUUCCAAAGUCUACCGUGGUGGAGGUCCAGUCUAAAACCCGGUGACUGCAUCUACGUGCCCAAAGAGUGGUACCACCACACAAGGAGCGGGAACCACAGAACGCUGGCCAUCAGUUACCGCUUCCUCCACCCACCCUACUUCAAUGUGUCGGGCUGUCCUCGGGUUCAGAGUAUAGACAGAGUUCGAAACUUGUCAUCAGUUACACUUCUAACCAAGCUGGAGACGGCCAGGAUGAACAUGCUUCAGAAGUUUGCUGGUCAGGACGAAGUGCUGGCGUCAGAUAUUGAAACACUGAUCAAAGCUAAUCCACGUCAGGACGGGGACUAUGUCAGGUUUUUUAGGCUAGUGGACCGGAACCGAGACCGAGUCCUGAGCUGGGAAGAACUGUACAGCUUUGACAUGAAAACCGCUAUGAAAGUCGCAAAUUCGCUGUUUGGCGCGGAGAGACGCGUGAAGGAGAAACCCAGUUAUAAAGUCCAACUCAGUUUCGCCAGUCCCAAGAUAGAGAAGAUGUACCAGCAAAUGCACGGACACUUUCACGACGAGCUGUAGCAGACACUUACAUGUAACGUGU
Molecule: messenger RNA, 1336 nt
Organism: Magallana angulata
Lineage: Eukaryota; Metazoa; Mollusca; Bivalvia; Ostreida; Ostreidae
Exons: 7
Coding region: 82-1314 (410 amino acids)
Molecular function (GO): 2-oxoglutarate-dependent dioxygenase activity; calcium ion binding
Source: RefSeq, a predicted model, not a curated record